CGUUUAAGACACACCAAUUCUGACAGUUGCCAACCGACAAAAUAAGUGUUCGUUAAACCCACACUUCCUGCUGCACAAAACCCCCUUUCCCUUUCCCUUUCCCGUUCCCUUUCCCAGUUCAGAAGAUGAAGAAGACGAAGAACAAUUCAGAAUGGAGAGAGAAAUACGCAUACCCAAUCCUAGGAAUAGCCACAAUUUCCACAAUUCUGUACCUCAAUUUCAAUGAUCAGCUUAAUUUCGAAUUCCCCAUUAUUUUUUGGCAGAAAAACAUGGGUUUUGUUGGUGUGAAUUCCACCAACUUCAUCAUAAUCAACGGCCAUGAUGAUCAUCAUCAAGAUGAUCAAAGGGUGUAUGUUAAUGGGUGGAACUCCUACUGGUUGAUGGAGGCGAGUGUGUGGGACCCAUCAAGGUCUAAGGUUUCCAAAAUGCUCAAGAGAGGUGCUCAAAUGGGGUUGAAUGUUUGCCGUACUUGGGCUUUCAGUGACGGGCCUGGCCCGAAUUCCUUGCAGAUUUUACCUGGGGUCUUCAAUGAAAGAGUGCUCAAGGGUUUGGAUUAUGUGAUAGUGGAAGCGAGGAAGAACGGAAUACGAUUAAUUUUUAGUCUAGUAAACAAUCUGAAUGCAUUUGGUGGGAAAGCACAGUAUGUGAAGUGGGCACAAGACGCCGGAAUCAAUAUCUCAUCGUCAACUGAUUCCUUUUUUGCAGAUUCAACAAUUAAGGGCUAUUAUAAAGCUUACAUCAAGGCCAUCGUAGCGAGAAAGAACUCCUUAAGUGGAGUUAUAUAUUCUGAGGAACCAGCCAUAUUUGCCUGGGAACUUAUGAAUGAGCCACGAUGUGAUUCCGACUGUUCUUCCAUUCUUCAGGCUUGGAUUACCGAGAUGGUAGCAUAUAUCAAGAGUUUGGACCAAAAGCAUCUUGUUACCAUUGGUCUUGAAGGGUUUUAUGGACCGAAAACUGCAGAAAAAUCAAAAGUAAAUCCUGGAGAAUGGGCUGCCUCACUUGGAACUGAUUUCAUGCAGAAUUCAGCUAUUGAUGGUAUCGACUUUGCUUCAGUUCACGCAUACCCUGAUAGCUGGAUGCCACAUGCAAACACAACUGCUAAAUUGGAUUUUCUUCAGAUGUGGUUAGAUUCUCAUAUCAGUGAUGGUGACAAUAUUCUGAAGAAACCUAUCCUGUUCACUGAAGUUGGAUACCCAAUAAAUGAUAAAGGUGGAGGAAUUAGUUAUGGAGACACUUCUCUAAAAACCGUCUAUGAUAGCAUUUUUGAGUCGGCCAAGAAGGGCCAAGCAGGAGCAGGGGCCUUGAUAUGGCAGUUGUUGGUUGAAGGAAUGGAGGAAUAUGGGGACCGAUUUUCUCUUGUAGCUUGGGAACAGCCUUCUACCUAUAAAAUGAUGGUAGAACAAUCAUGCAAGCUAAGUAAUAUCAAUACUGGGAAAAGAAAAUCUGCUGGAGAACUCAAUGGAAAAGAUCCUUGCUCCGGUAUUAAGUAUCCGUAAUCUGUGUAGGAUCCUAGACAUCUGACAUGGGUCUGGAUACUUGACAAUUCAUUUUGGACUGAAAAUAUUGAAUAUUUUCAUAAAAUGCCGUGUCUGAUACUUGAGUCCGAUUAACAUAAAUUCUGAAACAAAUUAUGCAAAAUCUAAUGGCUAGGCUUAGAAGCCGUUAGUUAGUUUGAAGGUGCCAUUAUUGAUGAAUCCAAUUAAAGAUUGGCUAUGAUUAUCGAGGGGAAAACUGAAGCAGAGCAACAACAUGAGGGUUUCUGCAUCAGUGUGAAUCAAAGGCAUGCUUUUUCUCUUUUCUGUUCUCCUGUUUAUCUUUUUUACUUGGUAUACAUUGAAAUCUGGUUAUAGUAUAUUGUACUUGUGCGAGUAUUAUAUGUUCUUGCCAAAUUCCAAUCAUACAUGUAAACGCUGGAAGUUCAGAUUCCGUAAGAGUUAAUUUUCUCCUGGGAAAGGGGUGAAAAUUUUGUACUUCAUUGAUAGAAAUAUUUUGUUUCUUUUUGCA
Molecule: messenger RNA, 2004 nt
Organism: Spinacia oleracea (spinach)
Lineage: Eukaryota; Viridiplantae; Streptophyta; Magnoliopsida; Caryophyllales; Amaranthaceae
Product: mannan endo-1,4-beta-mannosidase 6
Exons: 5
Coding region: 126-1496 (456 amino acids)
Biological process (GO): polysaccharide catabolic process
Molecular function (GO): mannan endo-1,4-beta-mannosidase activity
Source: RefSeq, a predicted model, not a curated record